AUGCCCAAGGGUCCCAAUUCAACAAAUGGACGCGUCUCCAAGACGUCUGCCCCUACUCGGUCAUUGAAUGAGCCAAAUAUCGCCGCGUUAGAACGAGAGAUCACUGCACCUACUGAUCAAGUGCAACUGAACAGCGUUCCGGCUCGUCCAGCUCGUGUAGCUCCCAAUUCACUUGAUGACGUACAAGAGAACAUCUUGAUUCAGUGGAUUCGGCAGGUGAAGGAGCUAUUCGCUCUUCCUAUGGGACCCCUCAUCACCACAAGCGCAAACCAAAUUCUUAACGGAGAUGGGAACGACACCACUGUCAGCAAGGCAUGGGUUGAUCGCUUCAUCAAGCGCCUGCCAGAUGACCUAAAGCCACCUAAAGCACGAUCAGUCAAGAAAAAACGUCUCGAUGCAUCAGAUCAGGAGACCUUGGAACAUUGGUAUGGACGUCUGAAAGCUGUCAUUGCCGGGGUUUCCCCAGAAAAUAUCUACAAUUUCGACGACACUAUCUUCCAAAUUGGCGAGGGAGUGAAACCCCAAAUGGUCGUUACCAGUAUGGGAUUGGGAUUCGCCUCUCAUCAAACUAGAACCUACUGUGAAUGGAUAACCACCAUCGAGUGUAUUGCCGCCGAUGGAUGGGCAGCCGAUCCAUUUAUCCUUAUUCAAGGCGACCACUAUUACGACGAGUGGUUGGAAUACGGAGGAGCUCCCGAUAAAGCUGUAUUCAUGGUGAACCCGAGCGGCCGGGUUAACGAGCAGGUUGCGUGCGAGUGGAUCGAGUGUUUCCAUCGCCAGACCAAAGAUCGCACUGCGGACGGUCAAUCUCGUCUCCUACUCUUCAGGGGCCAACCUCAAUAUUUGAGUUACAAGUUCCUCCAGUUUUGCGAGCAACACAAGAUCAUUCCCUUCAGCUUUCCGCCCAAUAUAGGACAUCUCAUGCAGCCUUUUGACGGCAAACCUUUUAAAAAUUACAAGCAGUAUUGGAGAAGUCAAGGCCUUAUUGCUUACAUGAUUGACGAUCCCGAUGAUGAGAAAACAGCCUUCAUCAAUGGCCUCCCUAAGAUCCGUGAGGAAUCAUUCAAACCUCAAGUUAUCACGGACGCAUUUGCCGACAGAGGCAUUGUGCCAUUUGACCCGUCCAAAUAG
Molecule: messenger RNA, 1131 nt
Organism: Penicillium psychrosexuale
Lineage: Eukaryota; Fungi; Ascomycota; Eurotiomycetes; Eurotiales; Aspergillaceae
Product: transposase
Exons: 1
Coding region: 1-1131 (376 amino acids)
Cellular component (GO): nucleus
Molecular function (GO): DNA binding
Source: RefSeq, a predicted model, not a curated record